CUUGCGCAAAAAUAGUGAAACGCAAUACAUAAUUCGGAGCACUUGGAGCUUUCAUGAAGAUGCGCCGCUUGGUCACUUGUUUUAUUAUGCCACCGUGAGCCAGCUAAGCGUGAUUGAAUGGAGGCGGGAGGAGCUUUCUGUCUUCAGGUGUAUUUGUUUAGUUAGCGAGCUUUACUGAAAGUUUGCAGCCCUACAUUAAUUCUUGGUAGGUCGCGGGGGAAAAUCGCAGUAUUAAAAGAAAGGACACUGACAAUCAUCUGACUGUCGCUGACUCUGCAAUGGGAUUUUACACAGUGCUAGCGUUGACUCUGUAUGUCUUGUUUGAUGUUAAUUAUUUCGUUCAGUACAUUGUCAUUAUGGUACGUGGCUUUCUGCGAUGGAGGCACAUGAAGAAGCCUCUCUUGGAGCCGGACGUCACGACUGGCAGAUGCUCACUAAGUGACCUUGAUCACAUGAUGCACAUGAACAACGUAAAGUACCUCCGUGCCUUUGAGUUUGGCCGAGCUGCAUUUGGUUUGAAGAAUGGACUGUGGCAUAAUGCAAAAAAAUUGAAAGCUCACCUGCUCAUCAGUGCUCAAGUGGUGCGCUACCGAAGGCCAGUCACGCUUUUCCAGGCUUUUGAAAUUAAUUCCAAGAUUGUGUACUGGGAAGACAGAGAUGUCUACAUUGAACAGCAGUUGAUUACAGUCGGUGACAAUUUCAUUCGAGCAGUUUGCAUGGUAAAAAUGACACUUGUGGAUGGAUCGUUGAAUGACCUGCUGACAUCUCUGGAUGUUGAUCCAAACUCCAAGCCCACACCAGUCCCUCGGGAUAUUCAGCUCUUCAUGGACUAUAAUUUUGCUAGCAGUGCAAAGCUAAAUGCAGAAAAAGAUAGGCUUCUGAACCUUAAGCGUUCGGAGUAAAUUUUUCACAAAACAUG
Molecule: messenger RNA, 919 nt
Organism: Dermacentor albipictus
Lineage: Eukaryota; Metazoa; Arthropoda; Arachnida; Ixodida; Ixodidae
Product: protein THEM6-like
Source: RefSeq, a predicted model, not a curated record